CUCCCCAUGCUCCCUGCGACCCAUGUGCUGCUUCCACCGGCACAGCAUCAAUGACCAUUGGAAAGCCGCUAGGAAAGAUAGCUUUCCACGAAAGCACAUAUUCUUGUAUUGAGAUGCUGUAUUCGGCAAGGGCUGGAGGAUUGAAUGCAGACGAAUGCAAAGCCUUUUCGAUAUCUGAAAUCGAAUCUCACUGUGGUGGAUGUGUUGAAACUGUUCAGUGCGAUUUCGAUCAAUCUAAAUGUCGGAGCAGCCAAAUACUAGUAGCUUCCAACCCCGACAAUUACCCAGGGCCAUCGAAACUAUGGAGUUCUUCUCUCACGUGUGAGGAGCUAAUUGAAGGUGCCCGAGCGGGAGAUUUGCUUUCCGAAGCUGGCUGCCGUGUUUUCGAAAGCAGUGUCGAAGCGGCUUUCCAACCGGGAACCUUUGGUCUGGCCAUUGCCAGUUUGAAAGAAUGCGCCUUACAAUGUGACUACGAUGAGACAGCUAACACAUCACUGAACAGAAAGCCACCCGUUCCGAUCCAAAAUGAUCUUAUUUUGUCGCCCAGAUCAGAUGUCGAUGGUUCACGUAGCGUUGUACCCAGCGAUGGUCCUAGUCUGAUGCCAAGUGAUGGUCCAAGUCUAAUUCCAAGUGAUGGACCUAGUAUACUUCCAAGUGAUGGUCCAAGUUUCCCGCCCAUAGUAAAAAAGAAAGAUAGAUCAGGAAACAGUGGUUUGGUUUAUGGAGAUGUACCAAGUGAUGGUCCUAGCCUACAGCCAAGUGACGAGCCCAGUUUAUUCAUUAACAUGGAUCGAGCUAAUGUUGUUCCUGACAGAUCACCUAAAAAGAAGCCUCACUCAAAAAGCGUAAGUUUUACCACUAAUGCAAUGUGUUCGAUUCACUUUUUUUGUCCCUGUCACAGUCGUGAACGGUGAAAGAAGUAAUCGACAAUUUUAGGCUUUGUUCCAAAACACUCUUUUUUUCCUGACACAUUAUUUGGCUUUGUAUUCUUUUGAUGAAUUUUCGAUAAAAAUAGUGCUUAGUGUGCGAUUUCGACAAUGAUAGCGCUUUUUACCUCUACAAGGACUUCGGACAGACCGGGGUAACCUUUUUUGAAGCGUUGAGUGCUCCUGACCACCGAGAAGCGUGCCAUGAGAAAGAUGAUUAUUGUGAUCCUAAGGAACCGCUCUAUCCUGACUUGGAAAAUUGCUAUUUAGCAGAUGUCACGUCGUUUGAUGAUCUAAUUGGAAUUCAAGCUGUGAUCCCUCCCAAAAAGGCUGCCUACAUAUCCGUGUACAAGAACACAAUUACCCAGUUUAAUCAGGCAAAGAGUUGCAAUCAAUCCAAUUCUACGGAUGUCGAAUGCACAGUUGAAAACUACAGACAAAGCCUUGCCUAUGGUAGUGAGAAUAAUGUAGACGACGAAGACAAUGCUCAAAUGAGUACAAAUUCAGAGGAAAUUCCCUGCUCUGGGUUAAAAGAAGGAUGGUUCAACUACGGCUCGAAUGUUGCAGUUCCUUCCGGUCUCUGGAAAAAUGGUCAACCCUCCUAUUGCUUUUCUGGACCAAUUCAGAACGCCGCUGCUGUGUGGCCCGUUCAUCCAAAUGGGUCGAAUUACGGGGACAUGAGAGAUGUAAACGCCGGAUGGAAAUUAACUGGCGCAGUGUAU
Molecule: messenger RNA, 1648 nt
Organism: Pseudo-nitzschia multistriata
Lineage: Eukaryota; Bacillariophyta; Bacillariophyceae; Bacillariales; Bacillariaceae
Source: the annotation of a GenBank genome assembly